CAAACGCUUAGCAACAGGGAGGCCGGAAAUGAAGGUUGUGCACUUAGAAAUAACUCCCCGUAUCAACAGCGAACUGGUUCCCGUCAACCCCUAGCGAUGACAUUUAGGGACUGCACAGAGCCAGUCAUAUGAGAGAUGUAUAUAAGCGACACCUAGUGGCAGGAGUUAAGAAAUGCAAGGAAUGCGCCUGAGGAGCCCCGGUCACUUCAUGUCAGUGAGAGACGCCGCGUUACAUUGAGUGAGAGCAGCGGGAAGUGACAAUCUCGCAUGACGGCAGAAUCCCAGUCAGCGCUGACUAUUACUCACGUGACCUUUAGCCUUGUGUGUGAGCGCGGAGGGAUAUGUGAAUUGAAGCAGCUUUUGCUCAUCCGCUCAUGAGUUCUCUAGUGCUGCUCUCACAGACAAGGAGCGCUUGUUAUAUCGGCACCUCACGCCAUUAAUCAACCUAAUGAGACCAAUACUGGUACCAGACAUGUCUCUAUAGAGCGCGAGCGAGAUGCGGGGAAUGACUUCUUUCAACACGCGUGUCUGUGAGGGAACUGUUGGAACGAGCCCACCAACAAAAUGGCGGCGAUUCGUGAGGCCUGUCACAUUCCAGUGGAGGAUGCCCACUGAGCAGUCGGAUAAUGAGACUGCUCCAAAAGUCAAAUUGGAGGAGGCAGAACUGGACACUAAGGAUCACUUGGCGGCAAUGCAAAUGGAAAUAGAUUCGGGUUCUGGAACGGAUGUACCAGAGACAAAACUAGAAGAGUUUAAUGUAAAGGUGGAGAAAGAAGAACCAGACUCUUCAGAAGAUCCUCAGAAGCAAACGGAAAGCUCAGCUGGCACUGAUGGGGAACCAGAAACAUCAAAGAUAAAGAUAAAAGAGGAACAAGCGCACUCUGAUUACCAAAAGUCAGUGCAAAGUUUGGUAGGUCCACUGGUUGAUGGAGAUACAGCACUGAAAAUAAAGUCAAAGAACAAAGGGUCAGACACUAAGGAUCAUUCAGCUGCAAAAAAGAGUGUGAAGGAUUCAGGGAAAGGCACCAAGAAGAAACGCCAGAAGGGUUCCCAGGGGAUCAAAAUGCCCAACAAAUUAAUCCUCGACACUGAGCGUCUCAUAAUUGAGAUACGGAAAAGGCCCUCCCUGUUUAACCCCUCCAACACUGACUUUGCAGACAAGCAGAAAAGGAGAGAAGCCUGGGAAGAGAUCUGUGUGGAGAUUAUCAAAGACUGGGCAACAUCAUCCUCCAAAAUACAAGUAAAGUAUUUAAAUGAGAUUCGGAAGAGAUGGAUGACCUUACGGGACUAUUUUCAGAAGGAGCUAGAAGCCCCGACGAAAAAGAAUCGCAACGGAUCUCGUUCCUCCCGGAAAAGCACGUUCAUCUAUUUUAGUGACCUCCAGUUCCUGAAGCCCAUCAUAGAAGACAGCGAAACAUCUGUACAGGUGGAUGAGGAAAUGUACGAUGAACCAAUAGAAGAGACUGGAGCAAUGAACUCUCUUUCUCCGACUGAAGAUGGCAAUACAGAACCAUUAAGGGAUCCCGUGCCUUUAAAUCCACAGUCACCAGAGACAGAGAACAGCGAUGGGGAAACUGCAGGAGACACGGCAUCACUGAAUCCGCCAUCUCCAGCCAAUGAGGACAGUGUAAGGGAACGGGUGCGAUACAGAGCCAAUCACAAUCAGCCAUCGCCAGCCAGUGAGGACAGUGUAAGGGAACAGUUGAGAUACAGAGCAAAUCGCAAUCACCUGUCUCCAGCCAGUGAGGACAGUGUAAGGGAACGGGUGAGAUACAGAGCCAAUCGCAAUCAGUCAUCUCCAGCCAGUGAGGACAGUGUAAAGGAAUGGAUGAGAUACAGAGCCAAUCACAAUCAGCCAUCUCCAGCCAGUGAGGACAGUGUAAGGGAACAGUUGAGAUACAGAGCCAAUCACAAUCACCUGUCUCCGGAAAGGGAGGAUGUGAUUUACAGGCCGCGUGCAAGCGAACCUCAGCCUAUUGCCACCGGCAAACUCUCCAAAAAGAGGAAGCACAUUCAUGAAGAUGAUGAUGACGAUGAUGAUGAUGGGAUCCCAGAGUUGCCAAAACCCAUUUCCUAUUUCAGGGACACUUUGGUGGACGACGAGAGAGAUGAAGAUCGUCUUUUCCUCUUGUCAUUGCUAAAGACACUCAAGAGAUUCUCUGCUUCCCAGAAACUCGAGAUCAAGUUAAAAAUGAGACAAACUGUGGCACGGGCAGCCAAGGAGGGAAGCCCUCAGCCCUCGCAUGCCCCAUACCCACAGCAGCAGCAGCCAUAUAUACCAUCCCAGUAUUCCCACUCAUACACUCAACAAUGUUACAUGCCAAACUCGGCGGCUUCUCCUCCCUCUGACAUGUCACAUCGUAUGCACUCGCCGUAUCCACACAAUUACUCAGGCCCUAGCUACGAAAAUGCUCACCGACAGAGUCCUCCCCUUCAGUCAUACAGGUAAAUGGAUGGUAAAGAUGGAGGCUCCAUGUUUCCAUCAUUUAAUGAAAUUAAAGAGUAGGUUCACUUAAUGCAAAGCCGGAUCCAUUUGCAUUAGCACCACUAGUAUCCCUCAUCAACAAAAUCAUUCAUUCAGUCAACCCCCUUCUACCAGUACUUGACAAACUACAAUGUCUAAUUAUACUUGUACUCCCUGCUGCUGUGCUGCUCUCUUCCCCAUGGUCAGGCAGAAGAGAGGUAGGAAUUUCACA
Xenopus laevis (African clawed frog) is the source of this 2696-nucleotide messenger RNA. RefSeq lists its product as uncharacterized. The record is from RefSeq and is a predicted model, not a curated record. NCBI's taxonomy places the organism in Eukaryota, Metazoa, Chordata, Amphibia, Anura, Pipidae. The transcript is spliced from 9 exons. Bases 497 to 2449 code for a protein of 650 amino acids.